CGGAUAGGCAUAAUUGAUUCGGCCGUGAGUGCUUAGAGGUAAUUUUUUUUAAAUCCAAUUUCAUUGUACGUGUUGUUGCUAUUCUGCAACUGCUUUUUUGUCCACCAUAUAUGCAACGAUAAAAUCUGGUACGAACUGUUCAUUACCACGCCACUUACCAGAAAAAUUUCGAAUAAUUUAUUUCAAGGUUAUAACAACAUUUGGACCGCGUAAGCCUCAACGACAGUCAUCAAACGCUAAUUCAUCUAUAACAUCCGAAAUAAUCGAACAUUCCAUGCUCAACCAACGUCCACAAAGUCCAUUUAUCUCAGUUGUCACACCGACAGCAUCACAAAAAGUUUGCCUCGAAACAUCAUUCACCAGCCUACAAAGUCCUUGUGACGGUCCAAUUUGGUCACAGCCAGCCAACGGUUCCAGUAAGGCGUCGUCCAUUGCCGGAAGUUUAUUCGGUCGCAGCCAAUUGAGUUCGAUACUUCAAUACGACGUGUCAAGUUUAACGGACGGACCCAGCGAUGCCACUACCGUUGUACUGGCUGAUACAUCAAAUGGGCUAUUGAAUCCGAAAUGCAGUAAAAAUGUUGCGUUUGACAUAAAACAAUAUCCGAUUACUCCGCCCAGACUCACGUCGCCAGGUGGUAUGCCGAAAAGUAUUUUACAUAGGAAGCGUUCGCUAAAUGCAAUGCAGAAACAGGCAAUGUAUGGACAACGAUCCAAUUCGGAUUUGCAACGGAAAGUGGAUUUGGUGCAUGACGACUGGUACGGCAUGGCACCAUUGGCUAGUCCCGAAACUCUAUCGGAAAUAUCCAGUAUCAGUUCACGCGCUAGUCUGGUGAACAAUUUCGCCACGUCCAUUGAAAAAUGUUUGCAUAAAAUCGGUCUGUAUGGUCAAAUGAAUGACAGUGAUCAGCAAGACAUUCUGGAGUUGGAAGACGAAUCACAGAUGCACACACCGAAGGUUCUACGACGUGCCCCGAAAAUUACAGGAAAUUUGUCACGAUGUGCGGAUGACUGGCGACAGGUGGAAACGUACAAAAGAAUGGGAAAGGUUUUCCUGACCAAUCCGCUAGUGUUAAGUGACUCCAGUGAUCAAAGCUACGAAUCGGCUAACAGUCUGAAUAAGAAGGACGACGAUCGGUGUCACCAAUUGACGCAAGAAAAUUCCAAAUCGGCCGACAACAUUGACGGCGAUAGCAAAUCUAGUGAAUCGUUCACCACAGCUAAACUGACUAUGAGUGACAGUGCGAUGCUGAGUGAGUAUCAAAGUGCGUGUACGGAUUGUUCAACAAUGAGUCGGUUAAGUGAUAAUCAGUGCAGUAAGCAUAUACGACAAACUAACACAAAUACGACCAGUUCCAGUGAAACAUACUACAGCGCACUAUCGUCCUUAACUACAUUAGAACCGUUCAACAGCCCCGGCAGUACAAAGCAAAUAUUCUCAAAAAUCGUCGAGGAACCGCAAGCUCGCAAUGUGGGCUUUUUAGAAUCACAUUUUCCCCUCCAUUCGUCCACCUCGACCGACAAUUCUGACGAUUCGCACGAACGAGACUCGCUACUAUCAAACAGUCCGAAGAUCGGCCAGUGUCGAUCGAUUCGACGACCUCAUUUCGGCGACGAAAAGAAGCGGAACAACGACGAUGUUUGCUUCUCGCGCAACGAAUCGCUGCCGUUGCUAAGCAAUUUGUCCAAAUCGUCGUCGCCGAGUAAUUUUCUGCGACGGAAAAAAUAUGUUUAUCCAAUGGAUUCGCCGACCAAAUCCACAACAUCAUCGAAUGGUAAGCAAUAGGAUUUGUGGGAGAUAGAAGUGAAAGUUGAUGAAGUUGUCGAGCAAGAGAUUUUCUAUUUCAAGGUUGGUAGUUAAUAUGUAGCUCUGGUCAUUAUGUAGUGUUGUGAGUAAUAGAACCGAGAGUCUUUUCUUUGAUUUAUCCGAUUUUUUGAAAAAUUGCGAACUCAAAAGUUGAAAGAAAAUUUUAAGUUAAAAAAAAUCGAAAUGGAGCCUGAUGAUCUCGGAUUAGAUUGAAUUUUGUUCAGAGAUAGUAAAGACCCAUUUACCACAACUCACGAAAUUGCCUAACUUCUUCUGUCCAUCUUCUGUUGCGUCUCAGGCAACAUCCUUAAAUUUCCAUGGAUAACCAAGGUCCAAUCCUAAAAAUAACUGACACACAGAGCCCAAUUAUACUAUUGCGACGAUCACUUAUCUGUAACUCCACAUGGUGGACCGCAUCAUGUCACUUCGCGGGAAGUGUAAGUUAAAAUUAUUUAAAAAAAAAAUUGAUUGAAGUGACAAAACUGGAUCAACUGGCGACCUCAUUCCAUAUAUGUUACCGGGUUUUUAUCUGAAAUGUAACACAGAAACUAUCGAGAAAUAAUUUCUUAAAAUGUGGCUCUACCGGGCAGGAUGCAAUUCUAUUUCGUUUAAUUAUAAAAAGGAAAAACAAUUUUUACAAAAAUUACGAAACAAUAUUUUGCUCAUUAAAAUUACUGAUUUAAUAAAGUAAAUGUGCCAAAAGAAUUAAGAGAAAUUCUGAGAACUAGAUUUAUAAUUAGAGCUAGACAGUGUGUGUAUGUGUGUUUGAAAACUGAAAAUGACAAGAAAAAUAAUUGUUUUAACUGAUGAAAAGUCAAUUAAAGAACGUAAGAAGAAACAUUUCAGUGAAAAUGAUGUCCAAUUACUGUACGAUGAUGAUGUGAAAGUUUGUCGUUUUUUUAUAUUUUAUAAAAUUUAACCGAACUGUAGUGAGAGCGGGUGGAACAUGUUCCUUAAACGUUUUGUCUCUCUAGUCAUUACAAAAUGUCAUUCAUCUAGUCUUAGGGGCUUAACAUUUUUAGUUCGUACAAAAUCUGGUGUAGUGAGGGGGAAACUACUUCGAAAAACGCUGUACCAUGACUUUGUGACUUUGUAUGUUUUGUAUGAAGCUGAUAGUCAAGCUGAGCCAAUGACUUUGAUUUUACGUGUAUUUGAAUAGUGACUUUUCUAGGUCUUGUACCAUGACUUUCUGGAGCAGUUUUCCCCUCAAGGAAAAACAAUUAUGUACUACAGUACAUUAGUAACUAGUCUGCUAGGAAUUUCGCUCCGGAGUGAUUCAUAAAGCGAUAUUUUAUCACAUUUUUCAAAAGGAAAUAGUUCUUUGUACAAUUAGGAAUAGAAAGAUAACAACAAGAGUUUUCGUGUGAAUUUUGUUGAGGCGUGGCCGUCAAUUUCGAUCCAUUUAAAAUUGUUCAUUCUUCAUGCAGUUUCAUUCUCUUUGCUAUACACGACAACACAUCAUCAUAAUACAUCUCUUAUUCUAAAAAAAUGAAUAAUUUUCGUUCUGAAGCAACAACUCUGAUAAUAAAAUAAUAAAUUGGGUUUCAGUUUUACAAUAAAAUUUAAAAUAAAAUCUUUAAAUAGGAAAAAGGCUAAAAAAUUCAGUAGAAACUCAGUGUUUUCAAUGGUUCAAUCAGAAUAAAAACAAAAUGUUUUUCCAAUUGAAAUUUAUAUAAUAAAACGAAAACAUAUGAAAUGAAAAGAUCUAUAAAAAAAUAAUUCACUAAAAUAAAGAUGCAAUUAAUAGUACAACAUUGAAAAUAAAACAAAAAAAAAAUUGAAAAUUAUUAAUUGUUGAUUUUUAAUAAUAAAUUAAAUUUAUAUUUAGAAAUGUAGAAUUAAAUUAUGUAAAAGCAUGACAUUGUCUUACCAUUUACUCAACUGAUUUGAUUCUUUAUCAAAAAAUGAAUAAAUAUAACGCAGCGAUGCGACUGAAAUUAA
Bradysia coprophila is the source of this 3745-nucleotide messenger RNA. RefSeq lists its product as uncharacterized. Lineage: Eukaryota; Metazoa; Arthropoda; Insecta; Diptera; Sciaridae. The record is from RefSeq and is a predicted model, not a curated record.